Messenger RNA from Uranotaenia lowii, 4114 nucleotides. RefSeq names its product luc7-like protein 3. Lineage: Eukaryota; Metazoa; Arthropoda; Insecta; Diptera; Culicidae. The record is from RefSeq and is a predicted model, not a curated record. Gene Ontology annotation, cellular component: U1 snRNP; U2-type prespliceosome. Gene Ontology annotation, molecular function: mRNA binding. Gene Ontology annotation, biological process: mRNA splice site recognition. The transcript has 7 exons. The coding region runs from base 317 to 1288 and encodes 323 amino acids.
GCGAAAAAAACUGACAACUCCCGAUGGUGAAGCUGAAAAAUCUCGCAUCGCUUUAAAAUUAGUGAAAAUUUUAAAAUUUUCCGAGUAUUUCCGUUCGGAACGACGCGGAAUUGCAAGUUGAAGGUAAAUUUGAUUGCGUUUCACAUUUUUCUACACUUCGUUGGGCGAAUUUAGCAAGGGCUACGCUGGAAAAGUGAAUUUUCCAAGCCGUCAGCAGUAAGCAAACAAAGAAGCCCUUGCAUUUCGGGUGCAGCCAAAUUGGAGGAAUCUGGGGUAAAAAUCGAUACCGGUCUGUGGAGGUUUAAAGUUUGUCAGGAUGGAUGUCGCUCGGCAGUUAUUAGAUGAAUUGAUGGGGAGGAAUCGUAAUCUGGAUCCGUCCGUUAAAGGCAAGGAAUUGAACUGGGAGGAUGAGGAGUUUUGUACCUACUUUAUGGUGAAAUUUUGUCCACAUGAUCUGUUUGUAAACACCCGUGCGGAUCUUGGCCAAUGUGCCAAAUUGCACGAUGAGGAAGCGAAAAAGUUGUUUGACAAUGCGAAACCCUGCCGGAAGAAGAUCCAGUACGAGGAGGACUUUUUGCGAUUCUGCAGUAACAUGAUCAACGAGGUAGACCGGAAGAUAAUGAAAGGUAAGCAAAGGUUACUGUUGAUGAACAGCAAGCUGGAAGCGCGGCCCGUUUCCAAACAUCAGGACCAAAUCAACAAUCUGACCGAGAAAAUCAACAAGCUACUGAGGGAAGCCGAGGAAGCCGGCAUUCGGGGAGAUGUCGAGCAAGCACAGAGUCUCAUGCAAAUGAGCGACCAGUUGAUCGAGGAAAAAGACGCUCUCAUGCAGCAGCACGAAUCCAACGGCCUGUCGGUCACCGCCGAAAUUGCUGCCGCCCAGGAGAAACAGAUGGAGGUGUGCGAAGUGUGCGGAGCCUUUCUUAUCGUCGGUGACGCCCAGCAACGUAUCGAUGACCACCUUACUGGGAAGCAGCAUCUGGGCUACUCAAAACUUCGGAAAGCCGUCGAAGAAAUGCUGGAAGCUAAACGGAAGGGCUCAAGCAGAUCUGCUGACGAGAGGCGUCGUGAAGAGGUUGAUCACAGGCGCGAUCGACGGCGCGAUGAACGUCGCUCAAGGGAACGUGAUGAUCGCUACAGGCGUGAUGAUAGGCGCGACGAUAGACGCAAGGAUCGUAGAGAUACUCGUGAGCGGGAUCACGAGCGCUAUGAUCGGCGUGAUCGUGAACGGAACCGAGACCGACGUGACCAUAAGAGAUCCGAACGCCAUCGUAGUCGAAGUCAUUAGAGGAAUUGUUCUUCUAUAACCAUUGUUGAGCUCGAUGAGGAAGCUCACUCGUUUUAAUAUCAAUUGAAAGAGGUAUCCCAUGCUACACAAUUUAAAUACAAAGAUCCAUUUAAAGAAAACAAUCUUGAUUAAGGUAAGUGCGAUUGCAAAAUUUCAAUUUUUAAUCCAAUUUUCUCUUUCGUUUCCCAUUAUCGAUUGUGUCUCGCGAACAAUCAUUCCACCGAAUUGUAAAGGGUUUCCGUGGUUCAAAACUAGACAAACCUCAACUAUACGUUUAGUAAAAUGGCUUAGGAAAUCGGAAGCAAAUGUCCCUCUAGGGAUAAAUCGUCCCGCGCUACAGGUUAGUGAGUCGAACACAGAACGAAUAUUCUUAUUUCAUUAACCUUACAGGUCAAUUUUCUUAUAUUGGCUGAAGGGAACGUAAACUAAACGAAAAUUUGGUUGACGCCCAAGCGGUUUUAAUUCGAGCCGUUGGUUACCAAAGACAGGUAUCUCUAUCUGUUAAGUUGUUCUCUUCCAUAGAUUAAAUUUGUAGUUAGACGCCAAGCGAACAGAACGUUAACAGAAACUUCUCACGUUGGACAGCUGACGAGCUAACACAGCAUGUGUUCAGUGGCUUUUGUAGCAGUCAGAUGAAUCUAUGAGGUAUUUGCCAAAUGUCUUAUCAGCUAUUGAUGCGCAUUAGACAAUCACUGUACAUUUUUCAUAGUACAUUUCUGUAGGGUAAGGAUGUUACUAAUCCUUCAGCUACGGCAUGGACGAGCAGUGUUCCUUCAAAUCGAAAGGGGAUUUCUCAGAAAAGGUACUUGAUCUAUGAACACACAUCAUUUCGUUUUAAUCCAACAGAAUCCAAAUUCGAUGUAUGAUUUUCUAAUCAUACAUGCAUCACAUUGAUCACAUCAACGUUGCUGUUAGACCCUUUACCGGUUUCAUCGAACGGAAUUCAACUCGUUUAGUCAGGUAUUCACACAUAAUCAAUAUGCUGUCUUCUCUUAGUCUCAAUCUUUGGAAAAAAAGCUGAUGAAAAUACGAUUCCAUGACGUUUUCUGAAAUUCUUUGCUUUUGGUUUUAACACAAAUGUCUAUACAGUCGAAAUAUUUUUCUUUUAGUUUAUUUUGAUAGGUAUAAAUGAUUUUUUACGAUGAAGAGUAAAUAAAGAAAUCACUGUAAAUUAGUAAAAUCGAGCUUCAAAAUGGUAACACAAAAUUUGAUAUAUAAGUUAGUUAUAGAAUGAUGUUCAAAAGUUGCGAUGAAAAAUCCUAAGAAAACCCUAAGUUAAAAUAAAAACUGAGUAACUUUUUUCAUUUAACACCAAUAUAAACCAUCCAGUAAGGAACUUUUCAAAACGUCGUGGAGUCUUACCCUGAAAUGAUUCGAACAACAGGAUUACACCAAGUCUUAAUAAUUGUACUUAAUAACACAAUAUUCACCGACAACAUUGUUCGUGACUGGAAUCGUGAACGUGCUAUUCGACCGUUGUGAUGUUGCGGAUGCAUAAUGAGCAAAACACAUAGCGAUAUCGUCAACUAUUCGAGGUAAAUGUUUUGCUGAAGCAUACCCUAUAACUGCAAAAGUUGUCUCCAUUUCACGACAGGUGGUUUAGUAUGGCGGAUCAGUUGUAUAAAAUUCGUAACGGGUUGCGUGAUUCGGUACUUCUUCAAAUAGAACAUCAACACUGAGGUAAAUGUGCUGGCAUUUUUAAACUUCCUCCUUCCACCCGAUUUUGCUACAGUAUUCUGGUUGUUUCUUGGGUUGGCCUUUGUUCUGCCGCGAACCCACCCGAAGGUAUAACUACAUUUAACAUACUAUACCCUUGCUCUUCGGUUCUCAGUCCUAUUACGAAAAGGUAUUUGAAUCAAAAAUCUAAUUGUAAGACUACAAAUCUAUUAGGUAUUAAAUAUCUGAGCAUAUGAAAUGCUUGGUAGUUAAAUGUGAUAUCAAUUUCAAGUUUUUAAUAAGAUAUAAGACAGACACCCAUAUGUUAUAACGUUCAAUGAACCAUUUAUCUUCCGACAAGAAUUUCCCAAGGCAUCAACGUAUAUUAUUCGAGCAACAUAGAAUCGUUUAAUCGUAGACAGUUUAAAACUUAAGAACAAUCAACUUCAAUAGUCCGACAAUGAUCGAAAGUGUUAUUUGCGUCAGUGAACAGCGUAGAGAGGUUUGGAUAAGUCGCCAUCGUUUCCUGAGCAUUACAACGCAGAACCAGCUGGAAAUUACCGCUUAUCCAGGUACAGUGUUUUCAACAUUAUGCAUAUAAUAAUCUCUUCGAUAGAUGUCUGUAAAGCAUAAGCGAUUUGUUAAAGAAACCUCAAAAGCAUUUCUUCGUUCCCCAAACCAAGAAAUGUCAAAGCAAAAAAAUCAACAAGCUGCGCAAUUUUUAACUUUUAAUUUUGAUUCUGCAACCGCCCUGUUUGCGUAGUUUUUUUUUAUCUCGAAAAUAAUUUAUGACUCCAUCAAAAUAAAAAUCUCCCAGUUAAUAUAAUUUUGAUGUCGUACCUCUCUCUAAGAUUGUACCUCUUUAUCAUUUAUUUUUCUAGUACAAAUAUAAUGAUUUGUAUUGGAUAAAAGUAAUGUUUAAGAAACACUUAAAAUCCUUGAAAAUCAUGUUCGAAACAAAUAAAAUUAUAAUAAUACCACUUGUAAAAGUUUCAAGUGCCGAUGACAAAGCGUUGAAUUGCUAAACAUGAAUUGAAAGUAUUGAUUCUAGUAAUAUUUGAAUAUUUGUGAAGCAUACCAGAUUUGACCCUUGUCAGGGUGAACAGUAGCGUUGUCCAAUACAGAGUGCGGAAGUGUUUAAUAAAGUAAAAUUAACGAUUAAAUUUAAAA